Molecule: messenger RNA, 1263 nt
Organism: Morchella sextelata
Lineage: Eukaryota; Fungi; Ascomycota; Pezizomycetes; Pezizales; Morchellaceae
Exons: 3
Coding region: 1-1263 (420 amino acids)
Biological process (GO): formation of translation preinitiation complex; translational initiation; formation of cytoplasmic translation initiation complex
Cellular component (GO): cytosol
Molecular function (GO): eukaryotic initiation factor eIF2 binding; GDP-dissociation inhibitor activity; translation initiation factor activity
Source: RefSeq, a predicted model, not a curated record
AUGGCUACCAUCAAUAUCCGCCGCGAUGUCACUGACCCCUUCUACCGUUACAAAAUGGAACGUCUUCAAUCUAAGAUUGAAGGGAAGGGAAAUGGCAUCAAGUCCGUCAUCGUGAACCUAAGCAGUGUUGCUCAUUCUUUGAGCCGUGAUCCUGCCUAUGUGGUCAAAUUCUUCGGUUUUGAACUGGGUGCCCAGGUCACUGCAAAUCCCUCUGAUGACCGUUACAUCAUCAAUGGUGCACAUGAUUCUUCAAAGCUCCAAGAAUACCUUGACACUUUCAUCAGCAAGUUUGUUUUGUGCAAACAGUGCAAGAAUCCCGAAACAGAUCUGAUUAUUCAGAAGGACGAAUCCAUCAUUCGUGACUGCAAAGCCUGUGGUCAACGCACUGAUGUUGAAAUGCGUCACAAGCUCUCUUCAUACAUCGUGAAAAAUCCCCCAAAGAAGAAGGUCAGGACUACCUCUUCUAGAAAGAGCACCAAGGGGUUGAAGGAUGGCGAGAAUGGUGGUUCACCAAAGGACAGCGGUUCCGAGGAUCAAGGAGAUGUCGAUGCAGAUGGUGGAUCGGAUGAUGAGCUUACCAAACGCAUCAACGCCGAAGCAAGGGAGCUUGCGGCCAACGGGAACACUCCUGAUAUCAAGGAUGAUGAGUGGGCCGUCGAUAUGUCUGAAGAAGCUAUCAAGGCUCGUGCCAAGAAUCUCCCGGACGACUUGAAGCGAGCCCUCGUCAUCGAGGGUGAAGAUGAUGAGGACGCUGAGGGUGCAGAUAACCCAUAUGAUCAACUUGGAUCUUGGAUCGUCGCCCAAAAGAAGGAGCAGGACGGGAAAAUCGAUGAUAUUGAAGUUUACAAGAAGACCCAGGAGCUUGGAAUUGAGAAGAAGCAUAAGACAUUGCAGGUUCUGGCCCAGACACUUUUUGAUGAGAAUAUCAUCAAGGAUAAUCAGGUCAAAAAGCAUGUUGGCCUUCUCAAGAAGAUGAUUACUUCUGAUCGCCAUGAGAAAGCAUUCCUUGGUGGAACCGAACGCUUUGUUGGCAAAGAGUUUCCCAAACUCAUAAACUCAAUACCCACGAUUCUUAUGGCUUACUACGAAAAUGAUCUUGCCACCGAAGAGACUAUCACGAAAUGGGGUAGCAGGGCGAGUAAAAAAUAUGUUGACGUUCAGACAAGCAAAAAGGUUCGCAAAGCUGCAGAACCUUUCUUGAAGUGGCUCGAGGAGGCAGACGAGGAUGGCAGUGAUGAUGAGGAGGAGGAAGAGGAUGAGUAG